AAUCCCACGUCCACUACGCGCAGUUGGGGACCGAUGUGACGAUACCAUGUAGCUCAGUAGACCAGGGGACGCCUGUCACCUGGACGGCCAACAGCACUGAUCUGGAUGCUUCCCAUCUCAACGGCUCCCACCUUGUCCUUCGGAAUGUGGACCUCUCCCACAACGGACAGUACUCUUGCUAUGAGGGGUCUUCGUGGCACCUCAAAGAUCGGGUCAACCUCAAAGUUGGAACACCGCCCCGGGAGCCCAGUUUGAUGUGCCGGUCCAACAACUAUCCCAUCGGCUUCUACUGCAGCUGGCACCUGCCCAGCCCAACCUACAUUCCCGACACCUUCAACAUCACCGUCAUACACGACUCCCAGGAGAUCGUCUGUGAGAAGGACACGGGGCGGUUUUUGUCCACGAUAGGGGGCUGGGAUGAGCAACCCCCUUCCAGCCCAUUCCCUUCUGAUUUCACCAUGAAACCAGAUCCUCCCGAAAAUGUGAUCGCAAAACCGAUCCCUAACAACGCCCGGAGGCUACUGGUGACCUGGCAGUACCCUUCUUCCUGGCCGGAUCCGGAGUCCUUCCCUCUCAAAUUCUUCUUGAGAUACCGACCGCUCAUCAUUGACCAGUGGCAGCACGUGGAGCUCUCUGAUGGGACCUCCCACAUCAUCACCGACGCCUAUGCCGGGAAAGAAUACAUCAUCCAGGUGGCCGCCAAGGACAAUGAGAUCGGCACCUGGAGUGACUGGAGUGUGGCCGUCCACGCCACACCCUGGACGGAAGAGCCGAAGCACCUCACCACCGAAGCCCUGGGAGCAGAGACCACCACCAGCACCACCUCCACGUUCAAGGCGCCCCCCACCACCAGGAUCUAUGACUCAGAGGAACAAAGCAGCGAUGAAGCCGUGUCACCUUCUGUGGUCCCAGGCCUGGCUUUGGUGGCCUUCGCCCUUCACUUAAUCUAG
Molecule: messenger RNA, 950 nt
Organism: Protobothrops mucrosquamatus (brown spotted pit viper)
Lineage: Eukaryota; Metazoa; Chordata; Lepidosauria; Squamata; Viperidae
Gene: CNTFR
Product: ciliary neurotrophic factor receptor
Exons: 7
Biological process (GO): cytokine-mediated signaling pathway
Cellular component (GO): ciliary neurotrophic factor receptor complex; external side of plasma membrane; CNTFR-CLCF1 complex
Molecular function (GO): cytokine binding; ciliary neurotrophic factor receptor activity
Source: RefSeq, a predicted model, not a curated record